Messenger RNA from Pseudovirgaria hyperparasitica, 1220 nucleotides. RefSeq lists its product as uncharacterized. Bases 306 to 1130 code for a protein of 274 amino acids. The record is from RefSeq and is a predicted model, not a curated record. Lineage: Eukaryota; Fungi; Ascomycota; Dothideomycetes; Acrospermales; Acrospermaceae. The transcript is spliced from 3 exons.
GCUUCAGUGAGUGCGGGUCGUAAUGUUGAGAAAGACAGGCCUGAGGAAAUAUGUAAUAUAUCGGGUUGGUCGCUCACUCUAUGGUCACGGUAUUCAGCUCUGCUUGUCUUCAUCUGUUUUGCUCUUAUUAAGCUUCGAUUGUCUCGUCAGACAUAGCAUCAAAGGCUUUAGCUAUUUUGGACAUCGUUGACUCCCUUGAUAUUGCUCAUGCCCUACACUUGUCACUUGAAUUACAGCCAUUGGAUCUUGACACGACGUUACUAUACUGAUCGGCGCGCUGUUUACGUCUCACCAUACAGCCAAGAAUGGCUGUCCAAGAAGAACCGCAUCAACUUCAUGGCUCAGCUGAGAUUCGAGUCGCAACUCGCGUGUUGCAGAUCGCAAAAUAUAUUGUGACAAGCUUGAAAGCACAGAGGGGCUGGUCCAAUCCAGCGUUGCAUGAGAGAGAAGCCGCGUCAGUCAGUCAUGAGGCUCAGCCAGAGCUUAUGAGAGGUACCUUCGAAAACCAUCACAUGGACACGGACUGGAAGUUGUCGAAGCAAGAUCAUCGUUACCGAAAGCAUAAUUCCGAUGCAUAUCGAGUUAGAAAGGCUUGUCCAAAGAAGUCAUCUGUGAUGACCAAGAGCAAAGUAUCAAGAAUAAAUAAAAUUGAGUGGGAAGACAACACCACAGUAGAUGGAAGUCUGUUUGCUUCCGGACAAGUGAAUCCAGAUUGGAGCUCACUUACUUGGGUCGAGCUUGCGAGGCUACUCGUAUUCAUUUACGAUGCUCUUGCGACGCUUCAGAUGAACCUGGGCAGCAAUGAUCGCCUCGUCAGCAGUGGCGACGAAGUAGUACACAGCCACAAUGUCCACGCGGACUUAUCCUAUGUGGCCAAAAUGGAGUAUCUGUUGCUGCAUUAUCGCGAUUCGAUGAUCGAAGCCCUGAUUCGCAAGACGGUGGAGCUUGUUGCCAGUAUGCGAUGGCAGAAACUCCAGAGAAGCCUGAGGCAGGAGCUCGACUGGCAGUGUCGGAGGUAUUGUUCGCGACAAGUGAAUGCUAACGCGAGCAGGUAUGUUGGAUGUUCUUUGACCGACCGUAUGAACAAUUCACCUACUCAGACCCGGCACCGGCCCAGCUUGUUCACUUGAACCCGGCGGUGCCAAUCGGGAGGAUAUUUCAACAGAGUGAUGAGCUCAGAAACUGGCCGCCGCCUCAAACAAACGCCUGUAAGUCCGCCU